Ascochyta rabiei is the source of this 1164-nucleotide messenger RNA. RefSeq lists its product as uncharacterized. Bases 1 to 1164 code for a protein of 387 amino acids. Gene Ontology annotation, cellular component: cytosol. NCBI's taxonomy places the organism in Eukaryota, Fungi, Ascomycota, Dothideomycetes, Pleosporales, Didymellaceae. The record is from RefSeq and is a predicted model, not a curated record. The transcript has 3 exons. Gene Ontology annotation, biological process: regulation of intracellular signal transduction; cellular response to L-arginine.
AUGGAUUCAUCUCAGACCUUGCUGAGUGCAGACAUCAAGUUUCUGGAUACACAACUCGCUCUCCUUCAUAUUCCGCUGCAUCUCUACAGCAAUUUCCUCCAGUCCGUCCUACAACUAAUAUUACCAACUGCACCUUAUGGUGGCAGAGUCGAUGGCAGUAACGGCGCUGUCCAACCACCUGAUGCAUGGAACGAUGAACAGCCUUUCAUCAACAUUUCGAUCACGCCUGUCGAAUGUUCGGUCGUCUGCUCUAGAAAACUUGUGAACGAACUCUUCGUUCCUAUCCUCAAUCUUUUGAGUGCCACUUCCAGGAACGAAGUUCAUAUUACCACAGAGGACUUUGUGGUCAUGCAGGUUGAUGGCGAGGGUCUUGAUGCAGACCGUCGUGUCUUAGAAUUGACUGGACCACUCGCUCUGGCGGGAAUAUCAAUCUUCUUCAUCACCAGCUACUUCUCAGAUUACAUUCUCGUCCCGUCAAGAUAUCGCAAGCAAGUCAUUCAGGCUCUAGAAGACAAGGGCUUGCGUUUUGAGGAUGAGACCUCGUCGUACAUCAACCCCAAUCACCACACUCGAAAGACUUCUGUGCCGACAUUUGAAGUCCAACCACCAGGCUCGCCACCCCCAGCAACAGUUUCGGAAUUACAAACGAAGACUUUUGCCACGCUCAAACGCCGCAACAUUGUCCCCACAGUCGACUCCAAGAUCCGUCUCGUCCAAUGCGCUGGUUGCCGAGACGAACACAGCAACCGCUCGGCAAGUGUUGCAGACGAUGCGCUGCACCUCGGUCUUGUCAAAUGCCUCAUAUCAUCUCCCUGUCCGAGAUUUUUAUCGCUCACGCUAACCAAUUCUGAGCCGGCGUCGCUCUUGAUCGAUCAUACGCUACUGCCAAACUUCACGCAAGACGUCCUUCUUGGCUCCAAAGAGGAGUACCUCAUCCCAAUAACGCUGGACUUGCGCGAUCUUCCAAUGGAGAGCACGGGCAUUGUGUGCGGUGUUGCAGGGCGUUUGGUUGGAGAGACCUCUGAAGGCUUCCGAGAGCCUGUUGAAAUGAGCUAUCUUAGUACAGCACGAGCGGGGACUGUGAUGGUAGCGGAGCAUGAGCUGGAUCGCGCAUUGAACGCUUUGCGUGGUGCAGAGAACAGUGUACUGUCAACGUCGGCUUAA